AUGGGGGACGUAAACUCCGCUGUCGACCAAGAUGGAGAGAUCUCUCCUUCGGAUAGGAGGCUUACUAUCGAUGAAUUAGAGAAUCAUCGCAGCCUUGACACAGGCGUUUGGAUCGCCAUUGCAGGGAAUGUGUAUGAUGUAUCUACCUUUCUGCCGCAGCACCCUGGCGGUGAUGCAAUUCUGCUUGAUGCGGCGGGAACAGAUGUCACCGAGGACUUUUUUGAUUUGCACAGUGACGAAGCCGAGAAGAUACUACCCGCAUACCAUAUUGGUAAACUUUCCUCCUCCUUCAUCGAGUCGCCCACCAUGACCCCUCCUAAGCCCCAAGUAGCCUGUACUCCGUUCCUGCAAAGGGAUAGUUGGAAGAAAGUAGUUCUGCAUGAAAAGCAUCGACUUUCACAUGAUACACGGCUUUUUACUCUCAGAGGGCAUGACGACAGCCAAGAAUUUGGCUUGCCCAUCGGAAAGCAUAUCCUCUUGCGCCUGAAGAGUCCAAUUUCGGGUGAGCAGAUCGUACGAGCUUAUACUCCCAUUGCUGCGAGUUACGAAUCCGGCGAGGUCGAUCUAGUUGUCAAGAUCUACCAUGACACAGAUACAAGAAAGCGCGGUAAGAUGACAACGACGAUCGACCUCGCGCCAAUAGGCUCUUUACUUGAGCUGAAAGGACCUGUCGGCAAGUUUGAAUACAGCGGACAAGGCAAUUGCGACAUAUCUGGCAGGAAAUGCCACGCGAAACGAUUCGUAAUGAUCUCAGCUGGAUCAGGCAUAACACCAAUGAUCCAGAUUCUCAGGGCCAUAGCUGAAGAUGCUAACGAUACAACUGAGUGUCUGCUUCUAAACGGCAAUCGCUGCGAGGAGGAUAUCCUGUGUAAAGAUCAACUGGACACCUUUGAAAGGGUGGAAAUGUCACAGUUCCGAGUGAUACACACGCUCAGCAGCCCCAGCGACGGGUGGGCUGGCCAUAGGGGCCGAAUAGGCCAGGAACUGCUAGAAGCGGAGGUCGGUCCGCCAACGCCAGGGGGUGCAGAGAUGGUGCUUCUUUGUGGACCACCAGCGAUGGAAGCGACUGUCAGGGAUGUGCUGUCAAAGAACGGUUGGAAGGAAGGAGAUAUUGUUCGAUUUUGA
Messenger RNA from Fusarium oxysporum Fo47, 1125 nucleotides. RefSeq lists its product as uncharacterized. Gene Ontology annotation, molecular function: oxidoreductase activity. Gene Ontology annotation, cellular component: endoplasmic reticulum. NCBI's taxonomy places the organism in Eukaryota, Fungi, Ascomycota, Sordariomycetes, Hypocreales, Nectriaceae. Bases 1 to 1125 code for a protein of 374 amino acids. The record is from RefSeq and is a predicted model, not a curated record. The transcript is spliced from 2 exons.